This is a messenger RNA of Vanessa tameamea, 2106 nucleotides long. RefSeq lists its product as uncharacterized. Bases 36 to 1937 code for a protein of 633 amino acids. The transcript has 2 exons. Lineage: Eukaryota; Metazoa; Arthropoda; Insecta; Lepidoptera; Nymphalidae. The record is from RefSeq and is a predicted model, not a curated record.
GGCGUGGACUAAAUAUAUUGAAGAUAGAAGAGACAAUGAACCAUGAUUAUAAAAACGAGUUGAAAUACAAUUUAUACAAUGAUAUUCAAACUUUACCAAAUGACGUCGAAACGAGAUUGACAUCGACGGAAAAAGUGUACAAAGAUAAGACAACGUACUGUCGUCCAGUACUCAGUUAUUAUAAUGAACAAUUUAUAUAUAAAACGAUGGAAAGGAAUGCUAGACUGAAACGAUUAGUUAAAAAUCUCGCAGUUGCGAGACAGAGAGAAAAAGAAACUGUUAGCUGGAAUAACUUUAUAAAUGAAUUAAAAAACAAACAUGCUUUAAAAAGUGAUGAAACAAAACUCAGGCUCGUAGUUAAAGAGUCUGAAGAGUAUAUCACUCCUGAAAUUUUCAAUGAUUAUUAUAAAACGAAGUUUUCUCGUGUUCAGUCUAGACCGUGUAAGCAUUUUUUACAUGAAUUUUACGGAACAUACGAUGAAUCUGAAUCUAAUUGUACAUACUGCCGACAGUUAAACGAAAGGCAAUUAAGACAAUCUCAAGCUAAUAAGUACUCCCCGCGUGAUAGGGAUUCAUAUUGCUAUCCUACUUCUUCUCGAGGGAGACUGAUAUUGAUGGAUAAGGAAAGACGAAAAAAGCAAUCAAUAAACAAUUGGCCUAGUCAUUUACACGAUAAAUAUUUGUCCCAAAGAAGUAGAGUAGUUAAUAGUCGACUCGAAAAAGCUGUCGACACUGAAAUGUAUAAAGACAUUCCCAAUUAUAAUAGAAUAUUUUGCCACAGUCGAGCCACUAGUUUUGAUAAAAUGAUUUCAGUUGAAGCAGACAUAAAGUUUUAUCCUGAUUUCGUUAAAAGUAAAUACAACGACAAAGCUACCUAUAAAACAGACCCUAUGCCGAGUGCCCUAGAAGAUAAUAUUGACACAGAUAUAAAUGAUGAAAUAUUACCUGGACACUCUAAUAAUCUGAAGAAAUUAUCAUUAAUAAACAUAGAUAAUAAACUUGAAAAUCUUAUCAAGUCAAUAAAUAAGUUUAUCGAUGAAAUUAAUAAGAAUAAACAAAAGAGAAAAAGAAACGAGGAUUACAAAAAUAUACAAUACAAAUACGCGCAACCGACAAACGACGAAGGUGAAAUAAAUUUAACGGAAAAAGAUUCAAUUCCCAAACACGUAUCAAAAGACACUAAUAAAUGUAUUAUAUGUAAAACAGCUGGUAUUUCUGAACAUCAAUUAAAUUGGUCUCUCAAAAACUAUAGACAAUCCUACAAAGUAAAUAAAAUCAUUCAAGAAGGUGCAGCAACAUCUAAAAGUAUAAAAAAUACUAAAAGUAUACAAUUUAGUAGCAUAUUGAAAAGUAAAUCAUCCUCUGUACAAUUUACUUUUGAAAUUCCAACUAAAGAUUGUUCAACUGAAGUUACUAAGUCACUUUCAAAACAUAAAACAUGUUCUGAAAAUGGAGACGCUAUUAUAGAAGAAAUCUGUGGACCAGAGCACGAUUUUCCUCAUCAACGAAUGACGAUUGCCGUAAACACUGAUCCUUUAAGCUUUUUAAGCCUGCUGAGGAUUUCAACAGAUACUUUCAAGAGUUUCUUGUCUUACGUGCCGAACGUCGACUGUUAUUCAUAUUUGUCACUCCUCCAAUUCCCUCAGUCAACGAGGAAUAUAGAGUCACAUUACGUUUGUAAUAUUUGCGGCGCGGAUUUCAAUAAGCCAUCUAAAUUAAGUGAUCACAUCCGAGGACAUGAUCUCGGUCAAACGAAGGACUGUUGCGUUUGUCGUCACGUUUUGGACAAAGUGAAGAAGACUCCUGGACUAUUCCGAUGCCGGUACUGCGGGCAGCCAUUCGUUCGAGCCUAUUGCUGUGAGCUGCAUCAGCAAACGUGCGCUAGAAGAUUUGGACUACACCACGAUGUUACCUCUAGCCUAAUGUUGCUGAGAUAGACACGACUUUGUGCGAUAUUGUUCUCAAUUACUUCAAGCUUCGUGUAAACAGUGGCAAUUUCUCCAGGCUUGUGUUUAUAUUAUUGGAAUUUCUAUAUCAGUUUGAGUAAAACCUAGACUCAAAGGUGUUUUGCUCUUCAAUUUGGACAAAUUUAUUAAAUGAUUUUAU